AUGAAGCCUUUACUUUUUCUCAUAUUUUUUGCUCGCGUUUUCUCAGAUCAGGACGAGGACGAGUAUGAAGAAAGUGAGUUUUGAAUUCUAGCAGUUCUCCAUGGUCUGUUCUUGCAGUUUGUCCUUUCCCAUGGCAGACUCACGAACAAAAUAUUCUGGCACAGUACUCGAUGUGCAAAGAAGUUGAGAAUGAUGGUAUUUCAGUUUUUGUAUCAGUUUUCAACCUUACGAUAUAGGUGUGAGAUGUACUCCAAACGACCCCAUAGAGUGCACCGGUCGGAAUCCAAUGUGCGUGUUUUCGAAACAUACCGGCGACUAUCGAUGCUGCUCAGAUGUCCCGCAAGAUUUGAGCAAUCCACCAGGUGUUCCAGAACAAGUCAAACCAAGUAGAAAAAAUAUUUAAACGAAUGAUUUUGGAAGAUUUUACAGUAUGCCCCGAUGCGUCUUCCUCCUACGAUAUUCCGUCAGUCUUACUUUGCGAUCCAACAGAGGAAAAAGCUUGUCCAGAGGACUACAGCUGUGAACAGGUUUGCACUUUUGACUACUUGAAGUCCGAUGAUUCUUCGAAAACUGUUUUGCUUCCAAUUUAAAGUUAUUAAAAACGCUUUCUAUUUUUCAUGAAUUUCAAUUCAGCUUAGAACGUUGAAAGUUGUAAUUCGAACACUUUUUGAGAGCGUUUUCUCAUUGAAUCAAGGGAUAAAAGAGUUUUUCAGGCUGUCAAUCAUCAAAUGCUGACAACUUACAACAUGCAUUUAUGCUGCAAAUCAACUACUUUACACUCUUUCGAAAAUGGUAAUUUUAUCAGACCUUGCAAACAACUUUUUUUAAGAUUUUAAUAAUAUUUUCUCUCAGUUUUCUACGAGACAAAAAGUUGGAAUAAAUAAGAUGUCAUCUAACCUGUCUAUGCCUGUUUUUCUACGUGACUUCGUUAUCUCCUUCAAUCAUUCCUAUCGCUCCAGGCAGCGGCGUUGAUUAUGUAAGUUUCAUAAAAUUUUGAGUAUCUAAUUUUUACAGAUUGUUUUGAAUGAAUUUGUUCCUACAAAAGGAAACGCUCUUCCGGAAAUUCGGACCGGAGAUCAUUUUUCUAUGCUACCUUACAGAUUAAGAGAACCAGUUUAUCUUAAAAAGGUGAGUAAAUGAGCGAAUUCAAUUUUAAAGAUAUCAAUACAGAUAGUUCUUUUGAAUGAACCGAUGCCUUCUUCAUUUUUCCACGUUCUCUUAUUGUUCAGUGAGUUUGCGGAAAAAUAAUUCUCAAAAGUAGAAUUAAGAUCCUCAUGGGAACCCAGAAUCGAUGAACUUGUACUAUAACAGACCUUCCUCGUUGAGUCGAGAUAUUGAGCUGGCUGUGCCGGUCUGGGACGAAGGAGUUUUCUUCCGGAACAUCAACAGAGUUUUAACUAUUCAGAGCGACCAGUCCUCCUCUAAACAAAGUGACGAAGUGCAGAAGAAUUCGAGUAAUCCUUGCCUUCAGUUCGGAAGCUGUACAUAGUUCUCGUGUUCCAAACGAAAAUGAGAAUCACGAAAAGACAUCCUCAGACGUGGCAAGAUUUUCAUGCAAACUACAGCUCAUUCACAGAGUUCUUGGGGUCGGAAACCGGAAAGCUUCUAGGAAAUCCUGUUGCUGGCUCUUAUUUCUAUGUAAGAAGAUUUUUCACUCACUUUGAUGACAGUUCUUUUUCAGAUGACGAAGUGA
Molecule: messenger RNA, 1693 nt
Organism: Caenorhabditis auriculariae
Lineage: Eukaryota; Metazoa; Nematoda; Chromadorea; Rhabditida; Rhabditidae
Source: the annotation of a GenBank genome assembly